This is a messenger RNA of Prunus armeniaca (apricot), 810 nucleotides long. NCBI's taxonomy places the organism in Eukaryota, Viridiplantae, Streptophyta, Magnoliopsida, Rosales, Rosaceae. The record is from the annotation of a GenBank genome assembly.
AUGCAAAGUCAAGACGAGCUUAUGGGUUUAUUUGGAGAUGUGGUGGUAAAUGAUACGAUGUUCACCAUGAACCGUUAUGGGAUGGUCUUUGCGCCUUUGUUAGGCAUUAAUAACCAUCGGCAGACAGUGUUGUUUGGUUGUGCAUUCCUAACUAGUGAAACCACGAAUUCAUUUGUAUUGUUGUUUGAGGAAUUCAAGAAAGCCAUGCAAGGUGAGCCACCCAAAAUUAUCAUCACUGAUCAAGAUGUAGUCAUGUCAAAGGCAAUUGCUGUAACUCUCCCGAUAACAUUCCAUAGAUAUUGCAUAUGGCAUAUCUUGAAUAAGUUUAUGGAGAAACCCGACAUUGGAGAAUGUUUUUCGGAAAUGUACAAAUGCAUAUGGGGUAUGGACACCAAAAAAGAAUUUGAUGCGAAAUGGGAGGAAAUCAUCACAAACAAUGGGCUAAAAGACCAUCCGUGGUUGAGCUCAAUUCAUGCUUCGCCAGAGAAUUGGGUUCCAUCAUAUGUAAAACAUGUGUUUUCGGCUGGGAUGUCAAGUAGUCAACGGGCCAAAAGCUGUCAUUCAUUUUUCAAACAAUAUAUUAACCGGAAAAACACAUUGAUGGAAUUCAUUGUACACUUUGAAAGAGCUCUUAGUUCACAGAGACACAAGGAGUUAAUGGCUAAUCAUGUUGAUAACAGUGAAAAACCUCGGGCAAUUCAACAUCAAAUGACACGCAUUUACACUCGAGCAAUUCUUGAAAUGUUUGAGAGGGAAAACUUCAUAAGUCUUUUAUGCUUGUUUGAACUUGUAGAGCAAGAUGAGACCUAA